Molecule: messenger RNA, 7398 nt
Organism: Onychostoma macrolepis
Lineage: Eukaryota; Metazoa; Chordata; Actinopteri; Cypriniformes; Cyprinidae
Gene: uts2b
Product: urotensin 2, beta
Exons: 4
Coding region: 6701-7198 (165 amino acids)
Biological process (GO): blood vessel diameter maintenance; regulation of blood pressure
Cellular component (GO): extracellular region
Molecular function (GO): hormone activity
Source: RefSeq, a predicted model, not a curated record
UUUACACAUACGAGGAAUUUGUUUUAGUGACAGAUGCUCCACAGCGACAGGACAGGACACAGAUAAUAAAAGGACAGGACACAGAUAAUAAAAUAAUAAUAUACAAAUAUACAAAAUAGACAAUGUACAAUAUAACAAAAACACAAUAUAUGAUAUAGACAAUUAUGUAUGUACAGGUAUGAUAUGAGCAAAUUUGAAAUGUAAGUAAGUAUGCGUGUUAAUAAUGUAUAAUAGUGUUGUGUGUUCCACGUUUAUUGUCAGGUGUUCAUAAGAUGGAUUGCCUGAGGGAAGAAACUGUUUAUUUUAAACAGUUUAGAAUAGAGAAUGAUUAUACAUAGUGCAAUCAGUUCGGACGUAGCACAGUGCUCAUUUGACAAAUGUACAGCUAAACAGAUGAGUUUUGAGUCUGGAUUUAAAUGUGGCUAAUGUUUUAGCACAUCUGAUCUCAUCUGGAAGCUGGUUCCAACUGCAGGCGGCAUAAUAGCUAAAAGCGACUCCCCUUGUUUUGUGUGAACCCUUGGUAUUUCUAACUGACUCGAUCCUAAUGAUCUGAGAGGUCUGUUAGGUUUAUAUUCGGUGAGCAUAUCUGCAAUGUAUUUAGGUCCUAGGCCAUUGAGUGAUUUGUAAAUGAGUAAAAGUACUUUUAAAAACAAAUCUAAAUGUAACUGGAAGCCAGUGUAAGGACCUGAGGACUGGUGUGAUAUGCUCAGAUUUUCUAGUUCUAGACAGAAUCCUGGCAGCAGCGUUCUGGAUGAGCUGCAGCUGUCUAAUGGUCUUCUUUGAAAGGCCGGUGAGGAGACCAUUACAAUAGUCCACCCUGCUGGUGAUAAAGGCAUGAACAAGUUUCUCAAAGUCUUGACUGGACACAAAACAUCUAAUUCUUGCAAUGUUUUUGAGAUGAUAGUAUGCUGAUUUAGUUACUGCUUUGACAUGACUACUAAAACUAGAUCUUUGACUUGAUUUUUAGUUGUUUGACCCCUAGAGUCAAGGUAUACAUUCACCUUGAGAACUUCAUCUUUGUUUCCAAAUGCAAUGACUUCAGUUUUCUCCUUGUUUAACUGAAGAAAGUUCUGGCACAUCCAACAGUUUAUUUCAUCAAUGCAUUGGCAGAGGGAGUCAAUGGGGCUAUAGUCAUUUGGAGAUAAGGCUAGGUAAAUCUGGGUAUCAUCAGCAUAGCUGUGAUAGGCAAUUUGGUUCUUUCUCAUUAUUUGACUUAAUGGGAGCAUAAAAGUGGUGCAAGAAUUGAGCCUUGUGGGACUCCGCAUGUCAUGGACGUCCAUUUAGACUUAUGCUCUCCUAUACUCACAUAAUAACCUCUCCCUUCUAAGUAUGACCUGAACCAUUUGAGUACCAUCCCAGAGAGCCCGACCCAGUUUUCCAGUCUCUCUAGAAUUAUGUUAUGAUCGACAGUGUCAAACGCAGCACUAAGAUCUAGUAGUACCAGCACUGAUAUUUUGCCAGAAUCAGAAUUGAAGCGAAUAUCAUUUAUUAUCUUAAUAAGUGCUGUCUCUGUACUGUGAUGCGCUCAGAAACCAGACUGAAAAUUGUCCAGGUAUCCAUUUGAGUUUAAGUAUUUGUUCAGCUGAUUAAAAACUACCUUUUCAAUAAUCUUACCUAUGAAAGGAAGAUUUGAUAUUGGUCUAUAGUUGCUCAACAUUGUGUUAUCAAGAUUGCGCUUUUUUAGAAGGGGCUUAACAACUGCAGUUUUGCAAAUUGCGGUCGAAUCUGAGUGACCUCUGCAUAAUUUGAGGAUGUGCCAAUCUCCUUUCUGAUAUUAUUGAUCUUCUCAGAAGAGGAGGAAGCAAAUUCAUUGCAUUUGCUGUCAGAGAGCAUUUCACUGGGAAUCUGACUUGGGGGGUUUGUCAGUCUCUCCACAGUAGCAAAAAGAGUGCGAGUGUUGUUUAAGUUACUGUUUAUGAGGUUUGAGAAGAAGGUCUGUCUAGCUGUGGCUAGUUCCACAUUGAAAGCAUGAAGGCUGUCUUUAUAGAUGCUAUAGUGAAUUUCAAGUUUCGACUUCCGCCACAUCCGCUCAGUUUUUCUGCAUUGUCUUUUCAUACUCUGAACUGCUGUUGAUUUUCUCCAAGAUGAUUUUUGUCUGCCAUUCUUCUUGCUGACUUUUUCAGGAGCGAUAUCAUCAUUAACAUUCUUAACUUUUGAGUUAAAUGAAUCCAGGAGAAGAUCAACAAAGUCUGCAGAAAUGCUUGGUGUUGAAGAUAUAGCCUUCAUAAAUAGUGCACUAGUGUUCUCGUUAAUGCAUCUCUUUCUGACAGAGACAGAUCUAGAUUCAGUGGUAACAGAUCAAUAUAUCAAAGAAUAUACAGAAGUGAUCAGAUAGUGCUACAUCCUUAAUAACAACAAAAACAGUUAUAAUUUCUUUUGCAGUUUUGAUUUCUGCAUUAUCUAUGUGAAUAUUAAAAUCCCCUGCAAUAGUAAAAAAGUCAAACUCCGAGGAAAUCAUUGAUAACAGUUCUGUGAACUCUUCCACAAAGGCUGGAGAGUAUUUUGGAGGCCUGUAAAUAAUGAUAAACAGAAUGCGUGGAGCACCUUUCAGCACAAUACCUAGGUAUUCAAAAGACAAAUACAGACCAAAUGACGCUUGCAUUGAUAAACAUCUUUAAACAGAGCAGCUACACCUCCACCUCUCCUAACAGUCCUGCAGACACUUGUAAAAUUAAAGUUAGGAGGGGCUGUUUCAUUGAGGACUGUUGCACUGCAGCUGUCUUCAAGCCAUGUUUCAUUUAGAAACAUAAAAUCCAGGUUGUUUGUGGUUAUUAAAUCAUUGAUCAGAAAUGAUUUAUUUUUUAGGGAGCGAAUGAUUAAAAAUGCUAACUUGAUGGAAUUACAUUUGGUCUCUACAGCAAUCUUAGAUUGAUGCAUUACAGGCCGUAGAUUAGAUGGGUCAGCAGUACGGCUUGAGAAGGCCUUAGACUUUCUAUCACGUGCUAAAACAGAGAUACUGUAGAGAAAGCUACAGGCACACUGGGUUCCCGCUUGUUCUGUAAACAUUUGUGAAUGUUGCUGCUAAUAUAGCGGGGACCCGACACAUAUCACUGAGAGCUGUUUUCAGUUGUUUUUGGUUCACCUACAGCCGAUGGAGGAGGGUUUGGGCCCUGGUGUUGUGGCAGCGGUUGAAGAGCUCUCACAGGAGGAGGAGGAUGAGCUGAGCCUGCAGUCUUUGGUGGUUGUGGAGCCCGCUGUUUUUUAGUUGAUAUCUGGGGGCUUGCAGCAAAAGAGUGGGAGAGUUUGGUCCCAGCAUACACCAGUUCCACCAUUUUCUGUGAGAAGCUUAGAAGUGGAGAUGCUGGAGAGGUGGAUAAUGUGUCUGGUGAGCAGGGCUCUGGCUCUGGUGUUUCCGGUGGCUGUGAUAUGUUGUCCUGGCUUCCCUGGCUGUUUUCCAGAAAGUUGUCCUUGGGUGCUGAGUUUUGGAGCUGAUGUAGUACGUCACAGUCUGUCUGUGAUGAGCUCCGUGGGCAGGGCUCAGCUGGGAUAGUCUCCGUGAGGAGAGCUUGUUUUGGCUGCGUGGUGUUAUCAAUGUCCUUGUGGGAUGUGUCAACCAUAUGAUGACUCUGAAGCUGAUAUGAAGUCCUGUGGUCACUCAUAUUCUGUCCAGGUGUGUGUGCCAUCCAGGCCAAGUGGAUUGGCACACACCACUGAAGGAUGACAGAGGGAGAAAUAGAUAUUGUCCUUUAGCACUCUUGCACCAAGAUUGUUUGGGUAGAGGCCUUCCAGUUUAAACAGCUGUCUAUGGCCCCAGAAAAGAUUGAAGUUGAUGAAGUUGACUCCUUUUAUACUGCAGGUUCUUUGUAGCCAUGUAUUCAGCCCAAGCAGCCGUGAAAACAUAUUAGUUCCCUUUGCUGGGAGUGGUCCACUGAUGAACGACUGAACUUCAAGUCUUUGAAGUGUUUCAAAGAGUUCACUGAAAUCGUUCUUAAGGAGUUCUGACUGCUCUUUCCGAAUAUCAUUCUUCCCCACAUGGAUGAGGAUUCGAUUUGCAGUCUUGUGCUUCAUCAGAAUGUUCCGAAGUUCCUUGUUCACAUCAGAGACGGCUGCUUGAGGAAAGCAGCAUGUAGUUGUAGUCCUGCUACUGAUGUUUCUGAUAAUAGAGUCACCCACUAUCAGGCUCGGCUGCGCUCUGAGCUGAUUGCCGCUGUCUGCUCGACCUCGAGUGUCUGUUAGUAGCAAUGGUUAGCUGCUGGCUGAUACGAUCUAUGUUCAGUCACAUUUGGGGAUUUCUCACCCACAUUCAUUAAUGCUUCAAAUCUGUUCUCAAGAUGUACAGGGGGUGGUAGAAUACCAGUGUUUACAAGUCUUGUCAUAGGGGGUAGAGGAUGCUACGGCAGCAAUACGAGAUACUCGUGACAAUCUGAUGUCUCGAGUGCCUUUGGGUCUCGCUCCCUGUUUGUGCCAUCGAUUAGUCUGUCGAUCAGUUUCGGCUUGUUCCUCUACACUUGGUAUAAACUGUUGAGAUUCACAUGACUCACCGGCUGUAUGCUGAGGGGGUCCAUGAUUACAUCUGCUGUGUGUUCCGCCUGUUUUGGAAGUCCAGCAAAUAACUUUGCUUCAAGAACCACAAUCCUUUGUAGAAGUCUGUGGCAGUUCAUGCAGCAAGUAGAUUCCACGAGAGGCAUUUUCUCUUGUCUCUUUGAAUGUAGACAGCUGUGUUUUCUUGUCUCCGGAAUUUAAGCUGCUGGCAGUGGGAGGCAAAGAGUAGUCUUUUUCCAAAAAAAAAAAAAAAAAAUGUAAAAAAAUCUUAGAGAGAUCUGAGAAAAGUGCAUAAAAAGGGAGCAAAGCGCAGAGCAAGAGCGUCCAAACAGUAGCGAAGCCGGAAGCAUACGGCUAGCCCUUUUGCUCACUCUGGAUAAGUACAGUUUUUGGAGACGGGGGAGGGUUGUACCAAUGAUUCACUCAGCAGUCCGGACUACCCUCUGUAGUCUUCUGAGGUCAGAUUUGGUAGCUGAGCUGAACCAGACAGUUACUGAAGUGCAGAGGACGGAUUCAAUGAUGGCGGAGUAGAACUCACUUCCCACUUCAGGUCCUGAGAAAUUGUGGUGCCCAGGAAUCUGAAUGUCUCCACUGCAGUCACAGUGCUGUUCAUAAUGGUGAGUGGGGGGAGAGCAGGGGGGUUUCUCCUGAAGUCCACGAUCACCUCCAAAGUUUUGAGCGUGUUGUGGAGGCACCGUCCUGAAUGAGGCCGAUGACUGUGGUGUCAUCUGCAAACUUCAGGAGCUUGACAGAGUGGUCUUUAGAUGUGCAGUCGUUUGUGUACAGGGAGAAGAGCAGUGGGGAGAGGACGCAACCCUGGGGGGCGCAAGUGCUGAUUAUGCGGGUGCUGGAUGAGAAUUUUCCAAGCUUUACUAGCUGCUGCCUGUCUGUCAGGAAGCUGUUGAUCCACUGACAGACAGAGGUGGGGACGGGUAGCUGAGUUAAUUUGGGCUGGAGGAGUGAUGGGAUGAUGGUGUUAAAAGCAGAGCUGAAGUCUACAAACAGGAUCCUCAUAAGUCCCUGGUCUUUCUAGAAGUUGCAGGAUGUAAUGCAGUCCCAUGUUGGCUGCGUAAGGGUCCAGUAAGGGUCCAGUGAUGUCCUUCAGAUAAGCCAAAACCAGUCUUUCAAAUGAUUUCAUGGCCACAGACGUUAGAGCCACAGGUCUGUAGUCAUUGCAGUUCAGAAUAAUGUAUACUCUUACAUUUAUGAGGAAAAAUGACGGCGUAUUUUAAGUUUCCACUCGAUUGGAUAUUUAUCACACAUUUAUCUUAAAUUUUUUAAUUUAUAUUGUGAAAUGCAUGAAGUUUUUAAUGUCUCAAAUCGUGUUUAUUUGAGAAGGCUAAACUGGUCGAACACAUGCUCAGCUCACUUUCUGGUGCUGGUAUUUUAAAAAACAAAAACUUGAAUGUAACAAACAUAAAAUGUUACAAUCAUGUUUCUCAAUUAACUUAAUAAAGAAACGAAACAAAAUAUAACCACUUUGCCAUUAAAAAAUAUUGAACUAUUUUAAUGGCUGCAACAGCAGCUGUAUAAUGGGGAAGAGAGAGAGAGAGAAAAAAAAAAGACACGGGCUCGUGCAGGCCUCUAUAUUCGUUCCCUUGUUUCAAUUAAAAGUUACCCCUUGGCUCGGCGGGCCCCCAAUCUGCCCGGGCCCAUCUGCACCUGCAUACCCUACCCAGACGCUAGGCUCCUGAUAGAUAGAUAGAUGGAUAGAUAGAUAUGUGGAGGAAGCAGUGUGUCUGUCACUCAGACUAAUAAAUGUGAUUGACAUGCAGCUCUGCGGCCAGAACAACUCUCACCAUUUUUUCUUUACACCAUUAAGAAAAUUGGUCACACUUUCUGUUUGCCAUUUCCAGUCUCUUAAAAUAGCAGCUGCAAGGGUUGUAAGGAGGAUACGCUUGAGAAACCACAGCGGACAUCAUGGGAAAUAAAUCUCAGCAGCCUCUUAAAUAAAUGAAUUAAGUGGGCAAUUUGCCUGGCCGACAGCAUCCCGUGAGCUCUAACACAAAGUGCCGUUUUCCCACCUGCGUUCGGGUGGAUUUAUGAACUCAGCUGGAUUACAUCCCGAACUGGUAAAACAGCGCGACUCAUCCCUGACGCACAGACCCGACGUCUGUCUUUCACUUUUAUUGAUCCAUUAAUUUAUCCUCUGUGAAUUUACAAGCACAGAAUAUGCGAAGGGUUGGGAGGAGGUCAGCGAUGGAGACGGGGAGAUGACAUGGCCAGCGAUGGAGGGUAUAUAAGUCCAAGACAGAAACAGGAUGGACACAUUGAGACGAGACCCUCCCGGCUAAAGUCGCGGAAGAAAGAGAGUUUGCGUGUGUCUGUACGUGUCGGCAUGAUGUGUAAACUCUUUCUGUCCUUCGCUUUGCUUCUCACCAUCAUCGAACCUCUGCUGGGGCAUCCGCUGAUCCAUUCGGCAGAGAUGACCUACGCCAGGCCUGUUCUUGUAGAAGAGGAGCAGAUGGUCAGUCCAGAAGACCUGAGUUACUCGGAGCAAGCGUAUCUGUCCCAGGGCGGCGUGGGAUUCGGUUACCCGUCCCUCAUCACUGGAGACAUCAGCAGUGAUGGUCUCAGAACAGCUGGAUUUGUCCCGAAUAAAGCUGCAAAAGAAGUGUUGCUGGAAAAGCCGUUGUUGAGCCGUUUCCUGGGCAGCAGGAAGCAGUACCGCAAACGAGGCAGCAACACAGAGUGUUUCUGGAAAUACUGUGUCUGAAACAUCCCACGAGAACACUCAUGCGCUUAAAUUUCAACACUCGUGCACAAACUCUGUGGGCCUGAUGCACUAAAUUUGCAAAAAAUAUGUUUAAGUUUGUAGGAAAAAUAGUGGAUAAUUUAUUUGUACAUACCUGUACAAGCUUUAAGCUUUGAUGUAAAUAAAGUAAAUAUAUUUAAAAGAGUUGUAAGUUAUUUGUG